This is a messenger RNA of Quercus lobata, 764 nucleotides long. RefSeq names its product protein AGENET DOMAIN (AGD)-CONTAINING P1-like. The record is from RefSeq and is a predicted model, not a curated record. Bases 145 to 525 code for a protein of 126 amino acids. The transcript has a single exon. Lineage: Eukaryota; Viridiplantae; Streptophyta; Magnoliopsida; Fagales; Fagaceae.
GUCUACGUUAAACUAUCUAUAAAUGAACGUCACCACAGUCCUGUCCUGCUCCUACAGUCCAAUCCCAACAUCUUCUUUACCAUUCUGAAUUUCUUUUAUUUUUUUCUCUCUCUGUUUCAAGAAGUGAUUCCGUGUGCUACAAGAAUGGCGUCGAUCUUGAAGAGGGGUGAUGAAGUUGAAGUUUGCAGCAAGCAAGUUGGUUUUGUGGGUUCUUACUACGCAGCCACUGUGAUUACCAGCAUAGGCAACCACUCCUACGCCGUGCGCUACAAGAACCUGGUCACUGAAGAAGACCAAUCUCAGCCACUCACUGAGAUUGUCGCCGCCGACGAGCUCAGGCCCAUGCCACCUAAGGUUUCGGCUACUGGGUUUUCUCUUGAUGAUGCGGUUGAUGCUUAUGAUAAUGAUGGCUGGUGGGUCGGCACGAUUUCUGGGAAGCGAGGCUCCGAUCACUACUAUGUCUUCUUUAACACUUAUGGAGUUGAGAUUCUAUAUCCACUCUCUCGCUUGAGGCCUCAUCUUUAAACCAAUGGCAAGUGAGUUUCAAAGAAAGGGUCUAAUCCUACUCAUGGUGCCAUUCUUUUGGUCUCUCAUCCGAUGAGUGCUGCUGGGUUUUAAUUUAGGAGAGUUUCUUUAAUUAGGUGAAUAUCUAUAAACUUGGAGAAGAUCUUUCUAUACUUUUUGGGUCUUCUUUAAUGUAAAUGCUUUUCUAGUCUGGUUCUCUUCAAUCUUCUCAUGAAAAUAUGUAAAUCUUUUUGCUUUUA